Molecule: messenger RNA, 444 nt
Organism: Protopolystoma xenopodis
Lineage: Eukaryota; Metazoa; Platyhelminthes; Monogenea; Polystomatidea; Polystomatidae
Source: the annotation of a GenBank genome assembly
AUGGAGGACGGUAGUUUCGAUCGUGCUCAAGCCCUACCGACGCCCCUUUGCCCACCCGCCGGGGAUCGAGAACGGAUCGAUCGCAGCCACUGGCAACGCAUUGCCACCAGGCUAGACUGCCAAAGCGCUAGUGGAGCAUGGGGGCCAAAUGGGUUGCCUGCGGAGAUAGGUUUCACCCACUCACGUUUUGCAGGCAAUCGGCCAUCAAAAGUUAAAGUUGUCCUGAAAAUCUGCCGAGACGAAACAGGGUAUAGUUACCUAUGCCCAAACGAUACAAAUACGGCCUGUUCUCCAUUGCUCUGUUCUGAUUACCCAGAAGAACACCGUUCCCAUAUCCACAACUUGGGUCUGGCGUGUGUAGGAGGAGAAAAAACAAGCGAAACUAAUCAAAGUGUCAAGGUUUCCAAGUCCAGGAAACGACGUCCCAAUAUUCACAAAUUCUAA